AGGUCAGACGGGGCGACCACAGUCGCCAUAUGUUCUCCUACGUUUAACGAAUCCGGAUGUAGAGCUAGUCCAUAAUAGUUGUCUGUGUUAGUGUCGUGCAACAGCGAUGUGGUUCGUGUCGGUUGUUGGGUAUAUGUAUACUUCUUAAAGUAAGCUGUUUAUUGUCCGGUGUACACUUCUGGACUAAAAACAACUUAGCUGUAAGGUAAGAAAUAUUAUAUAUUUUCAGCUACCAUGACAGAGAUGUCGCCAAUGGUAAUACUCAGUAACCAGACCCUCCCUGCCUGUGCGGACAUCAUUGAUGUUUUGGCGUUCAGUCAUUACGUCACCCUCCCUGCGGCUGUCAUAAUUCUCAUUCUAGCGCUGCUAGAGAAGCGACGAUUCCGCCCUGAAGUAUGUGGAGGCCGACCUGCAUUGAUUGUUCCUCUGCCUCUACUUGACGGCUACGACAACCGUUUCUCCUACGCCGCAGCCUUCGGGGCCGUCACCAACAUCAUCACAUCAUUGUUCGUGAACUUGGAUACACCCAAUCCCUUCAACAACGUUCCUUUGUGGGCUGCAGCCCUGGUCCUGCAGCUUCGAGUUCUUGAGAUCUGCAUCACAUGUUUUCCUCUGUUUGCCUGUAUUUCCACACCACACAGGCUGGCUGGAUCAGUACUUGGUGUCAUUUACAGUUCGGUGUUCUUAGGCGGUACGUUAGCUGAGGCCGUACAGACCUACUGCAUGAUUGACCCAACACUAACGGUAGUUCAAGCGGCAUCGGUGCUCACCUACUUCCCGGUUGUCCUGUGCUUCUUGUAUCUGAUCUCGAAGUUCCUUCUUGUCAUCAUGGAGUGCUUGAGGUCAAAGACAUACGUCAUAACAGAGCCGCUAAAACGGGUGUACGCCCACCAACAGCAGUAUGUGCGUCAAGUUCUACACAGAGACUAUGAGCCAAGCACAGAGACAACAACGUAUGAAAAGCUAAUCUACAGAUCCGUCCCUGGGUUCAAAUACCCAGUUCGAAUCAUUUCUGUGGUUUUUGUACUGCUAGUUCUUCUAUACAAAAUUGGAAUAGCUCUGAUCCUUGUAGGAGUUCAAAUUACCGAAGGACUUGAAUCAUUUUCUGGCCAAUUGAAUGUUUCAUAUAUCUUUCGUGACACCAGGUUUUAUUUCGCGACGCCAGUGUUGUUUGAUCUACUUACAGGUGUGUUUUACGUCACAGCGACGGUAUGUGUGAUUGUCACUGCAUUCUACAUCUACCUGUUUAUGAAGAGUUACAGACGGCAUUUGCUGCGCAUGUUUCGGGGAAACAAGAGCUUCAUUCUCGAUCAACUGCCAGAACCACACCGAAUGAUGGCUAGUAGCAUGCGCUUUCCUGGAUAUCAAGUUGCCUACAUGUUAUGGGGUUUUCUAAUGCUGUUUAUUGCAAUGUUCUCCGUGGUGUCGAUAUUCGCCUAUGUGAUAUAUCUGAUUAGUAUCAAUCACCUCAUGUCAUCUGUACUUUUGUCGCUGUUACAAACAUUGAGUGUUCCAGCCUUCGCCAUACUGCUGUUCUAUAUAGAAGUCGGCCUAGCUAAGUACGUGAUCAUGCAAGACAAGAUCAAGGACACAGAUGACGCGGCUCCUCUUAAUGUUGACAACAGGCGGUUUUAUGAAUGCUUUAAUUACUACGCCUUUUUCGGAAAUCUGGCCAUUGGACUAUUUACGUGUUUCUGGAGAAUUCUACAAGGACUCAUUCUUGGUGUUUUAAUGGUUGGUCGGCUAGAUCACAGCAUAUAUGCAAGGGGCUGGGAACACAGUGACAAAGGUUAUCUGUCGUAUAUUUGCAUGCUGCACGUGGAGAACGCCCAUAACCACCCCAUGUUGAGAGUCUUCUGUGACCUGUUACUGACAGAUCUAGAUAAGGAUGGACAGCACCAAACAUUCCGGAGACCUGUGAGAAGAAAUACCAGAGCUUCAAGAAGAUGGUACGUGGCUUACACGCUAAUCAACAACCCAGAACUUGCUCAAAGACGGAAACGAGUUCUCAAUGAAACCAACAGGAAACGUCGAAUCAUAAGGAUAACACAGGCAGAAAUGGAAGGUGCUGCUGACUGGCCCAUUGACGACGGAAUCAGUUCCUCUAUUGAAUUUGUAUCAAGCGGAAAGAACGUUGCGACAAAUCACAUAUCCUCUCAAAACCGUUCGGUCGUGUGACUGGACAAUACAUGUGACUAAAGCUUGUGUAGGGGCAAUGCUGGUGACUACAGAUUGCAUUGCUUGUGGUGUUACAGGAUGUGCGAUCAUAAAAUUCAUACCACAUCAUAGACUAACGCUGAGUCUCUGAAUAUAUAUAAAGUUGAUUCUAACAAAUAAACCCAUUUGAAAUUUAAAAAGGAGCCCCAAGGAGUCAAGACAUUCAGACCUGAACCUGGGGAAAUCUAGACUUGCUUCAAUUAGGGCUUUAACAUUGCAGGGAGGGCUUGGCAGUAGGGAAAAUAAUAUGGUUCAGGGAUUCUGAGACUACACGACAUCACUGCUUUAACACCUGGCUGACGCUUAUACCAACUGAGUUACACAUGGCAAUAUAAUACAUUAAAAAUUUAAAUGUUAUUACAGUUAACUUUUUUGAUUGGGGAAUAACCGUCAUAAUACAAACCAAAUUGUCAUUAUUACAGUCAAACAUCGCUGUGCCGAACUUACAGUUGUCUAAAAGUAAAGGCUUGGCUCUUGUGUAUUAAAAUUGUCUAAUUGUAUGUUUAUAAGUGUGUAUCCUCAAAGUGAUAAUAUUAUUGUUCCGGUCAUAAAACCAGUGUGCACUACAACCAAAAGAGUCAUAUGACCAUCACAUCACAUCGGAUACCCAUAUAUACCCGGAUACAGAGGCAUAAAAUGAACAAAGUUACUUGCCUUAGGUGAGACGAAACAUUGUCAAGCUGCCAAACAUGGUCACCCAUCCAAAGACUCUCCACGACCAACUUCAACUGAUUCAUUACCUCUGCUCUGUGCACCACACAUUCCUUAUUUAAUCAUCCUUUUGCAGUUGUUUUGAACCUCGGGUAAAUCUAAAUAUUAUUGUAGGCCCCUUCAACUUCGACACAACGGUUGUUGACGGUGUACUAUUCACUCAUCCCCACCGACAGCCAAUAACAACAUGUUCACAGGGUAUCAUAUCUUACAUGCAUAUCAACAGAUGCUGACUAACAAUGUGGUUGUUCGCCGUCAAUGUAAGGACAUAUUGAGAUUGAUAACCAAAUUCGGUAUUCGGUAGGUUUAGUGUCCUUAGUCCUUUAGUGACCUGUUGGCACAGCAGGUAACAAUAAAUCUUCCAGCAUUUUAUAGCUGUCAGCUAAUUAUGAUAAAUAGAAUCUCACCCUCGUGUCUUCUGAUAUCAAAUAUAUCAACUCUCGUUGAUAAAAGUAAACAUAUCUUCGGGAAGCCUUGGAUAUUUGUAACUUUAUCAACUCGUGAUGAUAUAUUUGAUAUGAAAAGACACUCAGUAAUACUGCAGGUAAUACGUUUCUCUGCGCAUGACUUGUUACAUGCAUAGACAUUAAGUACUCAUAAAUCAGUUACGUAGAAGUAAUAAUAUAAUUAAGAUGUAUCAAUAAAGGUAAGGCAACUUUGAAACAGAAUCAUUAAUCAUUUAACAUCCUGGGGUCAGGUUUUGUUGAAUAUAUCUGAUACUUGUUUUGAAAUUGUUAAACAAGUAUUUAUGUUACGUUUUAGAACCUGUGACAUUAUUAAUUUUUAUGGUGAAAUCAAAACUUUGAUGUUCCAGCCAAACCUAUAAGCCAGGCUGCACUCGGUGCAGGUACUGAAAAAACGAACCUAACAUAUUCAAAGUACCCUAUUGCUUGAUAUUGUGGAGUGAGUAAGCGAGAAUGCUUGUCAAUUUUCAUGCCAUUUGUAUAAUUUUGGGUACAUGUAUAUCACAUGGAUAUGAAAUACUCCUUCUGUCUUGUAUUCCCCUGGAUUAGGUUGGAUGUUUCAAAGAAUAGGCAACGAGAAUGAGUUUCUUAGAUUAUUUCAACAAGACUGAGAUUCUCUUGAAAACAGUUCAAGGUAUCACAUGUACAGAUCUUUGAAUUCUUUGAUUUUACCAAAAAUUACAUUUGAAUGUAAAACUUGACAUGGUGCAUUUUCAUGAUUCGAUCUUGGACUGUCAAAGAUAAUUAUCAAUAUUUGACAACAACAAUCUGUACAUAUCAAGCAUGUUUAAUAUAAUAAUAUACAUGAAGAAGACGAAUUUCAUGUAAUUGCAGUGUUUAAACUGACUAUAAGAAAAACAUGUUUUCCACAAAAUGCCUAUUUUUUUCCUUAUUUAUGUCUUUGUCCCUCGUCGACGUGAAUUGAUUAUGAAAUAUAAAAAAAUAUAAAAUCCUAUUAACUC
Haliotis rubra (blacklip abalone) is the source of this 4354-nucleotide messenger RNA. RefSeq names its product stimulated by retinoic acid gene 6 protein-like. The record is from RefSeq and is a predicted model, not a curated record. The transcript has 18 exons. Gene Ontology annotation, molecular function: retinol transmembrane transporter activity; signaling receptor activity. Gene Ontology annotation, biological process: vitamin A import into cell. Lineage: Eukaryota; Metazoa; Mollusca; Gastropoda; Lepetellida; Haliotidae. Gene Ontology annotation, cellular component: plasma membrane. The coding region runs from base 235 to 2178 and encodes 647 amino acids.